CUCACUCGCUCGAGACCACACUUCGGCAUCUUUAUUUUACGCAACACUUAACUGACAUCGGUGUCGCGAUAUAAACACCUCCAGCUGACUGACAGACUGCUGUUGUUCCUCGGAGAACUGGUCGCUUUCUCAACUUCAUCCACAGUGUUUUUGGAGAGGUUCAGUAACAGGUGCGGGACAGGAGCUUUUCUCAAGUUUCUUGUUAUUAGGUGUCAAAAAAAUAUGGCAAACUCAGGCGUUCAGUUGCUUGGAUUUGGUCUCUCUCUGACUGGCAUCAUUGGACUGAUCGUGGGCACCAUCCUGCCGCAGUGGAAGAUGUCUGCGUACGUGGGGGACAGUAUUAUCACGGCUGUGGCCACUUACCAGGGACUGUGGAUGUCCUGCGCGUUUCAGAGCACCGGACAGCUGCAGUGCAAAAUCUACGACUCUAUUCUACAAUUAGACAGUGAUCUUCAAGCGACCCGCGCUUUGAUGAUCGUGGGUAUCAUUGUGUCCAUUUGCGGUCUUGGUGUGGCCUGCAUGGGCAUGAAGUGCACCACUUGUGGAGCUGAUGACAAAGUUGGCAAGGCUCGCACGGCCAUGACAGGAGGCAUCAUACUGCUAGUGGGAGCCCUCUGUGCAAUUGUUGCCUGUUCGUGGUUUGCCCACAAUGUGAUUCGAGCUUUCUACAACCCCUUCACUCCAGUCAACACCAAGUUUGAGUUUGGAGCAGCCAUUUUCAUUGCUUGGGGUGGGUCAUUUCUCGAUGUGCUCGGUGGAGCCAUGUUGGCUGCCUCUUGCACUCGAAGUAAACAAGUGUCAAAAUAUCCUAAAAGUAACUCUGCAAGGUCUGCAAGCGGCAACAACAAAGAGAAUGCGUGACCAAGACUGGCCCCUACUGGACUGACACUGAA
Molecule: messenger RNA, 893 nt
Organism: Carassius carassius (crucian carp)
Lineage: Eukaryota; Metazoa; Chordata; Actinopteri; Cypriniformes; Cyprinidae
Product: claudin-7-A-like
Exons: 4
Coding region: 223-861 (212 amino acids)
Biological process (GO): bicellular tight junction assembly; cell adhesion
Cellular component (GO): plasma membrane; bicellular tight junction
Molecular function (GO): structural molecule activity
Source: RefSeq, a predicted model, not a curated record